GGUCACGCUUCUCUUUGCCGUUUCUCUGCUGCAAUCAUGUGAAGCACGAGAGAGCAGAGUGACUGCUGUGGUGAUGCAGGAGGGAGAAGAUCUGAUCCUGGAGGUUCAUGAUGAAGUUCCUGAGGAUUUCUACGCUGUUUACUGGAGAUUCAACAACAUGGUCUAUCUCGUAAGAUUUUCACCUGGUAAAGAACCAGAGGUCUCUUCUAAUUUUACUGGAAGGGUUGAGUUUCCUGGGAACAGAUUCUCUGUGAAAUUGAAGAAUCUCCAGCUGGCAGACAGCGGAGUUUAUACUGCAGGAGUGAUCACGGUUGAUGGAGACCAACGUCUAGAUGAAUACGAGGUCACAGUUCUAGCUCCAGUGUCUCCAGUUAAGCUCUCCGUGGUCUCCAGAAGCUCCGCCUCCUGUAACCUCACCGUGAGCUGCAGCACAACACGUGACUCUCACAUCAUCAGCAGCACUUUCACAUGCGCCGACGGGGCCUGCGGUCAGGAGGGUGGAGGCCGGUCGGAGGUCACGACCCCCGGCGCUUCUCUCCGGCUCUACCUGUUGAACGGCUCCAUCGUCUGUCACCAUAGCAACCAGGUUCACUGGACCCAGGCCUCUGAAGGGAUCCGACACGUCUGCUCCCAAUACGCCGCUGGUCCACCUGUGUACCUGGUGAAGAUCGUGGUGUUCUCAGUGGGUCUGGUCAUCAUGGUGUCUGCUGUCAUCGCCGUUCACCUCAAGGAGAAGCUCCGGAAGCACAGAUGAACAUCUUGUUCUCCAGCAGCCAAUCACAUCACGCAUAGCUAUAUGGACAGUGAUCACACCAAGAGAGCAUGCUAUAUUACUGCUAGCAUGCUAUAUUACUGCUAGCAUGCUAUAUUACUGCUAGCAUGCUCUAUUGGUGUUAUCAUGCUAUAUUACUGCUAGCAUGCUAUAUUACUGCUAUCAUGCUAUAUUACUGCUAGCAUGCUAUAUUACUGCUAUCAUGCUAUAUUACUGCUAGCAUGCUAUAUCACUGCUAUCAUGCUAUAUUAGUGCUAUCAUGCUAGACCACUGAACUCAUGAUAUAUUACUGCUGAGGCCACCUUUAAAACAAAUGCCGAUCAUCCUUGAUUAUCUAUUGAUUUUACCCAAUAUCACCGAUUAUACUUUGAAAGUGAAAAUUAUUACUUAAACCAUAAAAAGUUUUUUUAUGAUCAAAACCAGCAAAAUACAAACAAUCGCCUUGAUGAAUGCACUGUAUAUAACACUGCAUGUGGUCCUAUUUGCCCCCUCCCCCCCCCCAAAAGAAAUAUUCCAUAUAUGUCUGUUUGUAUUUACAGUGUUUACAUUUCAGUUCAUGGUUGUUUCUAGACUUUGGGUGGAAGCGAUUUGAAGUACAUGCACCAUUAUUAUUAAAGCUUUAUACUCAUCUUGUAUUUCUGUGAUUAAUGGAACCUUAAGGUCGCGUUAACAGGCUUUUUUAAUAAUGUGAUUUUGCUCAACAAGGUUUUGCUUUAGUAAACACACUCGACACACUGAAUUCAUGACAUAUUAUUAGGGCUGUCAGCGUUAACGCGUUAAUAUAUGCGAUUAAUUUGGCCGCAUUAACGCACAAAAAUAUUUUAACGCAAUUAACGCAACUUUGUUUACUUCCGGUGUUCGUUGAAUUUGUUUCACUCCCCUGAGUGUCAAACCGCGGCAGUACGGUUUAACACUGUUUCCGUUUUUAAAACCAUUAUUUCUCCGCGAAAAUAAGGAUCAUAAAUCAGUUUAACUCUCUCAUCUGGACAGCCAGAGGGGGGGCUAUGUGAGACUGCUGUUCAUUGAUUAUAGUUCAGCUUUCAACACCAUAGUCCCCUCCAGACUGGCCGGCAAGCUGAUUGAGCUGGGACUGAACACCCCCCUGUGU
Pseudoliparis swirei is the source of this 1880-nucleotide messenger RNA. RefSeq lists its product as uncharacterized. The transcript is spliced from 4 exons. Lineage: Eukaryota; Metazoa; Chordata; Actinopteri; Perciformes; Liparidae. Bases 74 to 754 code for a protein of 226 amino acids. The record is from RefSeq and is a predicted model, not a curated record.